Molecule: messenger RNA, 4042 nt
Organism: Helicoverpa armigera (cotton bollworm)
Lineage: Eukaryota; Metazoa; Arthropoda; Insecta; Lepidoptera; Noctuidae
Gene: AcCoAS
Product: acetyl-coenzyme A synthetase
Exons: 9
Coding region: 158-2155 (665 amino acids)
Molecular function (GO): acetyl-CoA synthetase activity; AMP binding
Source: RefSeq, a predicted model, not a curated record
UCACCGUGGCCGCGGUUCCGGGCGUGCGGCUGCCAAGCACCGCACUCGAGCGCGCUCCCGUCGCCGACAGUCGGCUUUGUACUCUCAGCCCGCGCGCACGCUCGCCCCGGCCGACAGUUAGCUCUUUGCGCGACACCGCAGCGCGACAUUUUUCGAAAUGUCGCGCGUUUACGAGCCGAGCGACCAUGUAGUCGAGAAGUCCCUGCUGCCUUCCUUCGAGCAAUACCAAAAUAUGCACAAGGAAUCCCUCGAAGACCCCGAGUCAUUCUGGUCGGAGCUAGUUAACGAAUUCUAUUGGCAAACACCGUACCAACGCGGUAACAUCGUCUCGUACAACUUCAAUGUAAACAAGGGGAACAUAUUCGUCAAGUGGCUGGAGGGCUCCAAGACCAACAUCUGCUUCAACGUGCUGGACAGGAACGUGAGGAACGGCCAUGGCGAUAAAAUUGCAUUCUACUGGGAGGGCAAUCACCCAGAAGAUUACAGCCGCAUCACCUACAUGAAGUUGAUGGACCUCGUGUGCCAGUUCGCGAAUGGUUUGCGCGAGCGAGGCAUAGGCAGGGGAGACCGGGUCUCCAUCUACAUGCCUAUGAUAUUGGAGACAAUUGUCUGUAUGCUCGCGUGUGCCCGAAUUGGCGCUGUCCAUUCCGUGGUGUUUGCGGGAUUUUCCUCGGAUGCGCUGGCAGAACGGAUGUCCGACUGCAAAGCUAAGGCUUUGGUGACAGCGGACGGCGGCUGGCGUGGAGAAAAGUUGCUUGUACUUAAAAAUACAUGCGAUGAGGCACUGCAAAAGGCCAAGGCCAAAUAUGAUCAUUCUGUGGAAAUGUGCAUCGUAGUACCCCAUCUGGAUAGAGUGACCCCUUGCGGGAAACUCCCAGAUGACGUCAGACAACUCUAUAAAUGGAACUCUGACGUGGACGUUUGGUGGCAUGAGAUCUUGGAAGGGCAGUCGACGAUCUGUCCUCCAGAGUGGAUGACGCCGGAGGAACCGCUGUUUAUGCUAUACACCAGCGGUUCCACGGGCAAGCCUAAAGGGGUGGUGCACUCAACGGCAGGCUACAUGUUGUACGCAGCCGCAACCUUCCGUUACGUGUUCGACCAUCGCGAGAAGGACAUCUACUGGUGCACCGCGGAUGUUGGCUGGAUCACCGGCCAUACUUACGUGGUGUAUGCGCCCUUGGCUAAUAAUGCCACUUCUGUUAUGUUCGAGGGGACUCCAUUCUUCCCUGACAACGAUCGCUUCUGGUCGGUCUGUGAGAAGUACAAGGUGACGCAGUUUUACACCGCGCCCACCGCUAUCAGGGCGCUCACCAAGUUCGGAGAAGAUCUAGUCAAGAGACAUAACCUGGACAGUCUCCGUGUCCUGGGCAGCGUGGGAGAGCCCAUAAACCCUGAAGCCUGGCUGUGGUACUACAACGUGGUCGGUCAGGGUCGCUGCUCCAUUGUCGACACCUUCUGGCAAACGGAGACCGGAGGCCAUGUCCUCACCAGCCUCCCAGCUGCCACGCCUAUGAAACCUGGUGCUGCUGGUUUCCCAUUCUUCGGCGUGGAGCCGACAAUCGUGGACGAAGACGGGCACGUGGUCGAAGGCCCAGGAGAAGGUUACCUGGUGUUCUCCCGGCCCUGGCCCGGUAUCAUGGUCACCCUGUACGGCAAUCAUAGCCGUUACGAAGAUGUGUACUUCAGAAAAUUCCCAGGAUACUACUGCACCGGCGAUGGGGCUAGGCGAGAUGAGGACGGCUUUUUGUGGGUAACGGGUCGUAUCGACGACAUGCUGAACGUAUCAGGGCAUCUGAUGUCCACAUCGGAGGUAGAAGGCGUUCUCACGGAAGACCCGAACGUGGUGGAAGCCGCCGUCGUCUCCAAGCCACAUCCAGUCAAAGGCGAGUCUUUGUACUGCUUCGUCAUUUUAAAUGAAGGUGCCAAAUUCGAUGCGGCCUUAGUCGAUGCGCUGAAGAAACGUGUACGCGGCCGAAUUGGAGCUUUUGCAGCACCAGAUGUCAUUCACCACGCGCCAGGGUUGCCGAAAACUCGUUCAGGAAAGAUUAUGCGACGUGUGCUCCGCAAGAUCGCACUUGGGGACAAAAAUAUCGGCGAUACUUCGACUCUGGCCGACCCCUCCAUCGUCGAUAUGCUCUUCAAGACACGCCCCUGAACUAUCAAUACAUAACACGCAGAUUUUUUUCGUUCCUAUUCAAAUGCAUGGCCGUAUUUAAUCCCGAUUAUUUUCCGCUAAUCUCCAGUCCAGCUUAAAUAUCCGUCCGCGACACUUGACAGGCCUUGCGUUUCACUUAGUACAUUCAAAAUUGCUGCUUUAUCGUCACUGUAAUGUUUGCUUCUGAUGUACUCGUAGGAUAACAAAACAAUUGUGUGAGGUUUUAUACAUGGGUUUAGCGUAGGACACAAGCCUUCAUCGGCAUAGCUAGUAGGUAUUUGUAUAAUGUACUCUCAUCAUUGACUUUUCGAUCACUGGAUGGAUACAUCUACAUUCGUUAGAAGUUUAGCAAUAGACAGGGUGUGUCUACCGAAAUGGUUCAAAAUCUCGCACAGAGCGUGAGGUCGUCUGUUAACGAUGCUCUAUUUAUACCUAGAUGUCAAAGUGACGGUCGGAUGUCUAUGACGAAAGUGAUACAAAGUCAAUGAUAUUAAUUUAAUUAAACUAUGUAAUAAUUAAAAUAUUUUGUUACACUACAGGGUGUUCCCAUAUUUUAAGAUUAAGUACAUUACUUAUAUUGUUUGUUAACGUUUAGCAUUUAUAUUUUGUCAAAAAUCGAUUGAAUCGGUUUUCUUUAUAUCAGUUAACUGAUUGUGAUAUAAUAAUAGGCGAGUUUGGCUUAAAAAAUCAAAUUCUUAUUUAUAUGUGUCUGGUAGUACCUACCUCAAGAUAAAAUAAAUAUAUUUCUGCAUUAUUUUAUAGUUUGUGUCAUUCAAUGAUACUGUUUUAUUCACCACAAUAAGCCUAACAAUUAAAUUGAAUUAUUAUGAAUGUACCCUAUUAAUUUGAAGUUCAAAUAUUUAUCGAUGUAAUUAAGUAAGUAGUGCACCGCUGACGAUGCUUGGAUAAAGAACCUAGGUAACGGUAUUCAGUCAUUCCAUAAUAUGUAAUCUUUAAUGUAGAGUAUUUUUUGCAUACUUUAUGUCAAAAUAUAGCCCAGUGUUAAGUAUACAAGAUGCAAUCUAUCGUACUUAGUCAUAGUAAUCAUAUUUAACCGCGUAAUCAUAUGUUUAGAAUACCACUGCUCUUUAGCUGUGUGUAGAUAAAUAUAGCCGUUUAGAAACUUAAACAUGUAUCUUUGGGCAUGUGCUUUUAAUUAACAAUUUAAUUUUAUUCCUAGACUGAGGAUGUUUUGUACACCAUAUAUAAGUUUAGCUAGCUGCAUCAGAUAGAUCUAGUAUUUAUUCCUGAUUUUAGAUUUAAUGACCGGGUCGAUGCGACAUGCUUGGGACUGGAACAUCCAUGGUUGUUUACAGUUGUGCACCAACGAAAGCAAUUGCACUUUAUUAGCUACUUGUCUAUUGCCAACAGAAAUGUUUGUUUUCCUAUGUUUUUUUUUAAUGGGUUGUGAUAUAUUUUAUCUACAUUAUAUUUUUCCGUAGGCUGUUUUUUUCUGCACAAAUGUUGCGAUAGAAACAGUAAAUUGAUAUUACCUACUUACAUUAAUGUUAAAUGUAUUUGAAGGCACUUAUUUGUGAUGCACAAUGUUGAAUUAGAAUAAGGCGUAGUGUAACUUGUGUACCUAUAUAGGUUCUAGGUUAAAGCGUAGGAUUAUCUAUUGCCUUUCUGUGGAACAACUAUUAUUAGUUAUCUCGUUAUUUUAAUUUAAAUACUUGCUUUUAGAAUUUUGAGUCUAGUAUUUAUAUUUUAGGUAGGUAUAUGUUGCCUGCUACUUCAGAACUUAAUCUGAUGUAUCUUGUUCCGAAUAUUACUAUAUUAUAUUAUAUUUAUUAUAACUUCAAGUACCUAUAGAGCAUGUUUUUUGAUGACUCUGUUAUCUGCAGUACCUACAUGUGUUACCGACUAAUAAAUAUAUACAAUACAAUA